Messenger RNA from Prunus armeniaca (apricot), 3543 nucleotides. Lineage: Eukaryota; Viridiplantae; Streptophyta; Magnoliopsida; Rosales; Rosaceae. The record is from the annotation of a GenBank genome assembly.
AUGACUCUCAUUGGUGAAAAGACAAACCGCGUGCUCACCACUACACGGUUUCCAGCAGCAGCAGAUUGCCAAAUGGCACUGAGCACCCAAAGAGACUCUGCCUUUCUUCCUUCACCUGAUCAGUCUGCUCCUCAAUCAAACCACGAUGUGUUUUUGAGUUUCAGGGGUGAGGACACUCGAAAUAGCUUUGUGUCCCAUUUAUACCACGAAUUGCAGCUCAGGGGCAUUAAAACAUUCAAGGAUGAUCCAAAGCUUGAAAGAGGGACAGCUAUUUCUUCGGGGCUCUUCAACGCAAUCGAAGAAUCAAGGCUUGCAAUCGUUGUCCUCUCGCCAAAUUAUGCGUCUUCUUCCUGGUGCUUGGAUGAGCUUACAGAGAUUCUCCAAUGCAUGAAACCCAAGGGCACAAUUCUGCCAGUGUUUUAUCGUGUGGAUCCCUCCGAUGUGAGAAAACAAAGCGGCAGUUUUGCGUGCGCGUUCGCUGAGCAUGAGGAAAGGUUUAGGGAAGACAGAGAAAGGGUGAAGAGGUGGAGAACUGCUUUAACUGAAGUGGCCAAUUUAUCUGGGUUUGAUUCAAAGAAUGAGUGUGAAAGAAAGCUUAUUGAAAAUAUUGUUGAAUGGGUGUGGGAGAAAGUGCAUCACAGAUUCAAAUUGUUAGAUUCCAAAGGCUCAUCUACGGAUGAUGUUCGCUUUAUAGGGAUAUGGGGGAUGGGCGGAAUUGGCAAAACAACCAUUGCUCAGCUAGUUUAUGAUAGCAUUUCUACCCAUUUUGAAGUUAGCUGCUUUCUUGCUAAUGUUAGAGAGGUUUCUCAACGUGGUAAUCUUGUUGAUCUACAAAGACAACUUCUUUCCCCAAUCUUAAAGGAUCAAAUUACUCAAGUUUGGGAUGAACAGUGGGGAACCUCUGUCAUUAAGAAAUGCUUGUAUAAUAAAAAGGUUCUUCUCAUUCUUGAUGAUGUGAGUGAAUCAAGCCAUCUUGAAAAGUUGGCUGGUGAAAAGGAUUGGUUUGGUAAGGGGAGUAUAAUCAUUAUUACAACUAGAGAUAAACGGUUGCUAGUUAAACAUGAUAUACAUAUAUCAUAUAAGGUAGAGGCGUUAGGUAAUGAUGAUGCUCUUGAGCUCUUCAGUUGGAACGCCUUUAAAAAAAAUGAGCCGGAGGAAGGUUAUUUGGAAUUGUCAAAGGGUUUUGUAAAUUAUGCUAGAGGACUUCCACUAGCUCUUAAACUUUUGGGAUGCUUAGUGUAUAAGAGAGAUCAAUAUGAAUGGAAAAGUGAAUUGGAUAAGCUGCAGAAAAUUCCUAACUCACAAAUUAUUGAUUUGCUCAAAAUAAGUUACGAUGGACUGGAUGAGAUGAAUAAGGAUAUAUUUCUUGAUGUUGCAUUUUUUCACAAGGGGAUGUUCAAGGAGCGUGUAGUUGAAAGACUAGACUGCUGUGGCCUAUGUGGUCAUAUUGGGAUAAAUGCUCUUGUCCAGAAAUCACUUUUAACUAUUGAUAUUUCAAAUAACACGGUUGAGAUGCAUGAUUUGAUACAGGAAAUGGCAUUGGAAAUUGUUCGUCGGGAGUGUCCUGAUGAGCCUGGUAGACGAAGUCGAUUGUGCAAUCGUGAUGAUAUCUCUCAUGUAUUCAUAAACAAUACAGCAACAUACAAAAUUAAAGGCAUUGCCUUACGCAUGGCGAGACUUGAAAUGGUAGAUUGGAAUUGUGAAGCCUUCUCUAAGAUGUGUAACCUGAAAGUUCUUGAAUUUGAUAAUGUGAUCAUUUCUUCAAGCCCCAGAAUUCUUCCUAAUUCCUUGAGAAUUAUCAAAUGGAGUUGGUAUCCUUCCAAAUUUCUCCCAUCAAGUUUUCAACCGAAUUUCCUUAUUGCACUUAAGAUGCGUGAGAGCAAACUUGUUCGGCUUUGGGAUGGAAGAAAGGACUUGCCCAACUUGAAAAAAAUGAAGCUUUUUGGCUCUAAAAACUUGACCACAACCCCAGAUUUCAGUGGCGUUCCGAAUCUUGAGUUGUUGGAUUUUCAAUUUUAUUCCAGAAUUUUCAAGGCAAAUGAAAAUUUGUCAACGCUUAAUUUAAGUGGGAUGUCCAUUGAGAAAUUAUCUUCAUCAAUAGGAUGUCUGGUUGGCCUUACUGAUCUGUCACUACAGUAUUGCAAAAAUCUCGCGGGUCUUCCGAGUGAAAUUUGUAAUUUGAAGUCUCUUACUGAUCUGUCACUACAGUAUUGCAAAAAUCUCGCGGGUCUUCCGAGUGAAAUUUGUAAUUUGAAGUCUCUUACACACCUCGAGGUGAGUGGAUGCUCAAAAAUUGACAAAUUCCCAGAGAACAUGGGAGAGAUGGAGUGUUUACAUACGCUUCAUCUGAAUGGAACUGCUAUAAGACAGCUGCCACGCUGCAUUGUUGGUUUGAAAAAACUGAGGGAUCUAUCUUUGGAUGGAAGAAGUGGAUCACAACCUAAUAAAUCAAGGUUUUGGUGGGGCCUCCCCCGCUUAAAUGGAAGAAAGGCAUUUGUGUUGGCUUCGCUUGAUGGUUUAUUCUCUUUGAAGUAUUUGGAUCUAAGUAAUUGUGGCGUUUGUGAAGGGGAUCUUCCCAGUGAUAUUGGUUGCUUGUCCUCUUUAGAAAAAUUAAGUCUUAGUGGAAACAAUUUUGUUAGCCUUCCUGCAAGCAUUGGAUGUCUUUCUAAGAUUAAGUCAUUUUGGGUGAAUGGGUGCCAAAGUCUUGAACAAUUGCCAGAUCUUUCUAAGCUUAUCUCAUUGGUGGAUAUAAACAUAGCCAAUUGCACUUCCUUAAAAAUGCUGCGACAGUAUAAUACUGAAAAUGCUACAGCGAUACCUUCAGCCUCGGGUUCUCUCUCUGUCUCUGUACUCCGUUUUAUUAGGCCUCUUUACGGAUUCACAAUUUUAACUCCUGGAAGGAAAAUUCCAGAGUGGUUCAGUAAUCAAAGUUUGGGAGAUUCCCUAACUGUGGAGCUACCUACCAAGUGGAUGGGAAUUGCUUUUUGUGUGGUGUUUGAAGUUCAGGCUAAUCUUUCUGAUGUUCAUUAUGUUCGAAUUAGCUGUUCCCCACAAGGAAUGCGGACACAUGGAGUAUUUCCAAAAGAAUUUACUAUAUUCGAUGUUGUGUCAGAUCACCUUUGGGUAAUUUAUGUAUCUCGUAUACAAUCUGAGAAGAUAUGCGGUCAGAUAAAGUUUUUGUUCACAACUUAUUAUUCUCAUCAAGACAUAAUGCUGGAACACAAAAAAUCUUGUGUGAAGAAGUGUGGGUUUCGUUUGGUGCACGAGCAAGAUGUGGAACAACUCAACCAGAUCAUGAUGAACAAAUCCAUCAUCAAGAGCACUACUACUUGUCCUACCAAAUCAGCUGAUGCACAAGGUCAACAACACCAUGAUGACGAGGAGGCUAGUCCUAGUGGAAGUGGUAGCUCUCACCAAAAAUCUCUCUUCUGCAAUACCUAUGCUCUUUCCAAAAAGGCAGACCAAGAUGAAUUAAAUGAUGUUGUUGACGAAGCUCGGCCCAGAAAAAGAAAAAAGAUCGAUGUGAUUGGGACUAACCUAUGA